This is a messenger RNA of Populus euphratica (Euphrates poplar), 1117 nucleotides long. RefSeq names its product glutathione S-transferase F11-like. Gene Ontology annotation, molecular function: glutathione binding; glutathione transferase activity. The record is from RefSeq and is a predicted model, not a curated record. The transcript is spliced from 3 exons. Gene Ontology annotation, biological process: glutathione metabolic process. Gene Ontology annotation, cellular component: cytoplasm. The coding region runs from base 91 to 747 and encodes 218 amino acids. NCBI's taxonomy places the organism in Eukaryota, Viridiplantae, Streptophyta, Magnoliopsida, Malpighiales, Salicaceae.
AAGUGGCAGACUUCCUUUUUGUGCGGUCAUAAGACACAAAACUGAAAGAAAAAGCAGCAAGAACCAAUCUUCAGUCAGCUACCAAAUCAGAUGGCAACUCCAGUGAAGGUGUACGGACCACCAUUAUCCACAGCAGUGUCUAGAGUCUUAGUUACUCUUCUUGAGAAAGAUGUGCCUUUUCAGAUCAUUCCUGUUGACAUGUCCAAAGGUGAACACAAGAAGCCUGAUUACCUCAAGAUUCAGCCCUUUGGCCAAGUACCGGCUUUUCAAGAUGAAAGCAUUUCCCUCUUCGAAUCAAGAUCCAUAUGCAGGUAUGUGUGUGAGAAAUAUGCAGAUAGAGGAUACAAGGGGUUAUACGGUACAAACCCAUUAGAAAAGGCAUCAAUAGAUCAAUGGGUAGAAGCUGAGGGGCAGAGUUUUGGGCCAUCAAGUGGGGCUCUGGUGUUUCAGCUUGCAUUCGCACCAAGAAUGAAUAUCCCACAAGACCAGGGUGUGAUAAAGCAGAACGAGGAGAAGCUGGGGAAAGUGCUUGAUAUUUAUGAGCAGAGGCUUGGAGAGAGUCGGUUCUUGGCUGGAGAUGAGCUUACUUUUGCUGAUCUUUCACACUUGCCUAAUGGAGAUUACUUGGUGAAUGCUACGGACAAGGGACAUCUUUUUACUUCCAGGGAAAAUGUGGGGAGGUGGUGGAAUGAGAUUUCUGACAGGGAAUCUUGGAAGAAGGUUAUUGAGAUGAGGAAAAGUGGUUGAAAUUGGUGAUAUUUUCUCGGUUUCAGGUUACAUCGGAAGCGGCGGUGAGGGUUUAAGGGCUUUGUAACCUGUGAUUACGAGUUGCUAUGUUUUGUGUAUCUUUCGUUGUAUUGUCAUUUCCCAUGUGUCGUCUAAUUUCAUGGGGGCUGCCUGUCUUGGACGGGGAAAAUAGGAGUUGCCAUGCCUAGUGCUCGUUGAUUCAAUAAUCUUAUUCCAUGUGUUUGGACUCAGUGGCUUCUUGUUCUUCAUUUUUUGUUUCAUGUUCACAACUUUCCUUGUGUGAUACACGUUCAUUUUGGUGUUUUGGAUUCAAUAAUCUUCAAAAUAAAGUAAUUCAAAUUCGCAAUAAAACAUGUUGGUUUUUGGUAAA